AUGCACACAAAAAGUGUUCGUGAGCUGAAAUUGGUUUGCAGUGACCUGCCAAAACUUGCUAUACCACAGUACGAGGACGAAUUGAUUUCUUGUCGAGAGAUGGAGGCAUUUGAAGCAAACUCCAUCAUGCUGAGACUCAAGCACCUCAGGAAAAACCUCGAGGAGCUUGACAAGAAGUUCAAGCAGCAAGCGAUGGACGGGAAAACGACUUUCCUUAAUGGGUUUGUUGAGGAAGACAUCUAUAUGGAUCAGCCGGAGGUUUCACAUUUAUUAGAGAAGAGCAGAAGGUAUGCCAUCUCCAAAGGUGCAUCUAUGGUCUCAAACAAGCUUCCUGAAGCUGGAAUAUCCAUUUUGAUGAGGUUAUAUGCAGUCAUGAUUUCAUUAAGAACGACUUUAACCCUUGUGUAUACAAGAAGGCAUGGGGUUAAGCUGUCCAAGAGGCAGUUUCCUAAGACUGAUGAGGAGCUUAGGAAAAUGUUUGACAUACCCUAUGCUUCAGCUAUAGGCAGCAUACAGUAUGUUGUGCAGUGCACAAGGCCAGAUGUCGCUUUUGCUUUGAGCGUAACGAGCAGAUAUCAAGCAUGUGCCGGUGAGCCUCACUGGACUGUAGUCAAGAUCAUACUUAAGUACCUGAGAAGGACUACAGAUAUGUUCUUAGUUUAUGAUGGUGGAGAGUUAAUUCUGGAAGGCCACAGCAAUGCUCGCUUCCAAUCUGAUGAGGAUGAUGCUAAGUCUCAAUCAGGGUCUGUAUUCAGGCUAAAUGGUGGUAUAGUGGCUUGA
Messenger RNA from Sesamum indicum (sesame), 780 nucleotides. Lineage: Eukaryota; Viridiplantae; Streptophyta; Magnoliopsida; Lamiales; Pedaliaceae. The record is from RefSeq and is a predicted model, not a curated record.